CUCACAUCCGGCGCGGGAGUCCCGAGCUCGCGGCGCGCUCCCCGUGUGCCCGCCGGCUCUACCCGCAGCGUGACCCGGCGCCGGCCACGGGGAGGAGGGUUCGCUAGGUUCUUUGAGCUGGAGGCCGCGCCACCCGCAAGCGCUCACCGCCCCCCUCCCCUGUUUGCUUUCCCUGCCGCCCUCCCGUUCUCACUCUGCCCGGCUUCACCACCGCGGGCGCGGAGGAGCGGAGCGCGAACACCCGGCGCGGCCCGGGCACUGCCGCGGCGCCUCCCUCCCUAGCCCGGCUGAGGGCGAUGGGGCUGGGCUGAGGCGAGGCGGCCACAGCGGCGUCCUGGCCCCCCCGUGGCUUCGGUGCUGCCCCGGCCGGGUGACCGCGGAGGCCACGGCCCGGCGGCACGGCUGGUCUGACAGAAGCAUCUAGGAUCUUCUGGACAUAGGAGCUAUUGUGAAACACAGGAUCUUUCAAACCACUGUAGAGAUGGACAAAGAAGAAAGGAAGACUAUCAACCAGGGUCAAGAAGAUGAAAUGGAGAUACAUGGCUAUAACUUAUGCCGCUGGAAGCUUGUCAUUGUUUCUUUAGGUGUGAUCUGCACUGGUGGGUUUCUCCUCCUCCUCCUCUACUGGAUGCCUGAGUGGCGGGUAAAAGCUACCUGUAUUAGAACUGCAGUUAAAGACUGUGAAGUGGUGCUGUUAAGGACUACUGAUGAAUUCAAAAUGUGGUUUUGUGCAAAAAUUCGCUUUCUUCCUCUGGAAAGUAAACCAACUUUGGAUACAAAAUCUUUAGUUAAGAUUUCUAAUGGCCAUGCAGUUCAUUUAACUGAGAAUCUAGCUGAAGAAAAUAGGCGUGAGAUGAACAAACAUUCACAGACUCAGUCACAACAGAUUCGUUAUUUUACCCACCAUAGCAUAAAAUAUUUCUGGAAUGAUACCAUUCACAAUUUUGAUUUCUUAAAGGGACUGGAUGAAGGUGUUUCUUGUACAUCAAUUUAUGAAAAGCAUAGUGCAGGACUGACAAAGGGGAUGCAUGCCUACAGAAAGUUGCUUUAUGGAGUAAAUGAAAUUGCUGUGAAAGUGCCUUCUGUGUUUAAGCUUCUAAUUAAAGAGGUUCUCAACCCAUUUUACAUUUUUCAGCUGUUCAGUGUUAUACUGUGGAGCAUUGAUGAAUACUAUUACUAUGCCCUAGCCAUUGUGAUUAUGUCCAUAGUAUCGAUUGUAAGCUCACUAUAUUCCAUUAGAAAGCAAUAUGUUAUGUUGCAUGACAUGGUGGCAGCUCAUAGUACCGUGAGAGUUUCAGUUUGUAGAGUAAAUGAAGAAGUAGAAGAAAUCUUUUCUACAGACCUUGUGCCAGGAGAUGUCAUGGUCAUUCCAUUAAAUGGGACAGUUAUGCCUUGUGAUGCAGUACUUAUUAGUGGUACUUGCAUCGUAAAUGAAAGCAUGUUAACAGGAGAAAGUGUUCCAGUGACAAAGACUAAUUUGCCAAAUCCUUCAGUGGAUGUAAAAGGAAUGGGAGAGGAAUUAUAUAGUCCAGAAACACAUAAACGCCACACUUUGUUUUGUGGGACGACUGUUAUUCAGACCCGUUUCUACACUGGAGAACUUGUGAAAGCCAUAGUAGUUAGAACAGGAUUUAGUACUUCUAAAGGACAGCUUGUUCGUUCUAUACUAUAUCCCAAACCAACUGAUUUUAAACUCUACAGAGAUGCCUACUUGUUUCUACUGUGUCUUGUAGCAGUGGCUGGCAUUGGAUUCAUCUACACAAUUAUCAAUAGCAUUUUAAACAAGGAAGAAGUUGGGGAAAUAAUAAUUAAAUCUCUUGAUAUCAUUACAAUUACUGUGCCACCUGCACUUCCUGCUGCAAUGACUGCUGGGAUUGUGUAUGCACAGAGAAGGCUGAAAAAAGUUGGGAUUUUCUGUAUCAGUCCCCAAAGGAUAAAUAUUUGUGGACAGCUGAAUCUUGUUUGCUUUGACAAGACUGGAACUCUUACUGAAGAUGGCUUAGAUCUGUGGGGGAUUCAACGAGUGGAAAAUACUCGAUUUCUUUUACCAGAAGAGAGUGUUUGCAGUGAGAUGUUGGUAAAAUCUCAGUUUGUUGCUUGCAUGGCUACUUGUCAUUCCCUUACAAAAAUUGAAGGAGUUCUUUCUGGUGACCCACUUGAUUUGAAAAUGUUUGAAGCCAUUGGAUGGAUUCUUGAAGAAGCAACUGAAGAAGAAACAGCUCUUCAUAAUCGAAUUAUGCCCACUGUGGUUCGUCCUUCCAAACAGCUGCUUCCUGAAUCUACACCUGCAAGAAAUCAAGAAAUGGAGCUGUUUGAACUUCCAGCUAUUUAUGAGAUAGGAAUUGUUCGCCAGUUCCCAUUUUCUUCUGCUUUACAACGUAUGAGUGUGGUUGCAAGGGUGCUGGGCGAUAAGAAAAUGGACGCCUACAUGAAAGGAGCCCCUGAGGUCAUUGCCAGUCUUUGCAAACCUGAGACAGUUCCAGUGGAUUUUGAGAAAGUUUUAGAAGAUUAUACCAAACAGGGCUUCCGUGUGAUUGCUCUUGCACACAGAAAAUUGGAGUCAAGACUGACAUGGCAUAAAGUGCAACAUAUUAGCAGAGAUGCCAUUGAAAACAACAUGGAUUUUAUGGGCUUAAUUAUAAUGCAGAACAAAUUAAAACAAGAAACACCUGCAGUACUUGAAGAUUUGCAUAAAGCCAACAUUCGCACUGUCAUGGUCACAGGUGAUAACAUGUUGACUGCUGUCUCUGUGGCCAGAGACUGUGGAAUGAUUCUACCUCAGGAUAAAGUUAUUAUUGCUGAAGCAUUACCUCCAAAGGAUGGGAAAGUUGCCAAGAUCAAUUGGCAUUAUGCGGACUCCCUGACACAGUGCAGUGAUUCAUCAGCAAUUGACUCAGAGGCUAUUCCAAUUAAAUUGGUCCAUGAUAGCUUAGAGGAUCUUCAAUUGACACGUUACCAUUUUGCAAUGAAUGGAAAAUCAUUUUCAGUAAUACUGGAGCAUUUUCAAGACCUUGUUCCUAAGUUGAUGUUGCACGGCACUGUGUUUGCCCGUAUGGCACCUGAUCAGAAGACACAAUUAGUAGAAGCAUUGCAGAAUGUAGAUUACUUUGUUGGGAUGUGCGGUGAUGGUGCAAAUGAUUGUGGUGCUUUGAAGAGGGCACAUGGUGGCAUUUCCUUAUCUGAGCUUGAAGCUUCAGUGGCAUCUCCUUUUACCUCUAAAACUCCCAGUAUUUCCUGUGUGCCAAACCUUAUCAGGGAAGGCCGUGCUGCUUUAAUGACAUCCUUCUGUGUGUUUAAAUUUAUGGCACUGUACAGCAUCAUACAGUACUUCAGUGUUACUCUCCUGUAUUCUAUCUUAAGUAACCUGGGAGAUUUUCAGUUUCUCUUCAUUGAUCUGGCAAUCAUUUUGGUAGUGGUAUUUACAAUGAGUUUAAAUCCUGCCUGGAAAGAUCUCGUGGCCCAAAGACCACCUUCAGGUCUUAUAUCUGGGGCUCUACUCUUCUCCGUUUUGUCUCAGAUCAUCAUCUGCAUUGGAUUUCAGUCUCUGGGGUUUUUUUGGGUCAAGCAGUAUAAAGUGUGGUGGGAUCCAUAUUCAGAUGCUUGUAAUACAACAAGAAGCCUAUGUUGGAACUCAUCACACUUAUACAAUGAAACCGAACUCGAGAAGUGUAAAAUACAAAAUUAUGAAAAUACCACAGUGUUUUUUAUCUCCAGUUUUCAGUACCUCAUUGUGGCAAUUGCUUUUUCAAAAGGAAAGCCCUUCAGGCAACCUUGCUACAAGAAUUACUUUUUUGUUAUAUCUGUGAUUAUUUUGUAUGUUUUCAUAUUAUUCAUCAUGUUGCAUCCAGUUGCCUCUGUCCAACAGGUUCUUGAGAUUGUGUGUGUGCCAUACCAGUGGCGCCUGCAUCUGCUCAUCAUUGUUCUUACCAAUGCCUUUGUGUCUAUCAUGGUGGAGAGCUUCUUCCUUGACACGGUCCUUUGGAAAGUUGUGUUCAAUCGAGACAAACAAGGAGAGUGUCGUUUCACCACCACACAGCCACCACAGGAGUCAGUGGAUCGAUGGGGGAAAUGCUGCUUGUCCUGGGCCUUGAGCUGUAGGAAGAAAACACCAAAGGCAAAGUACAUGUACCUGGCGCAGGAACUCUUGGUUGACCCUGAAUGGCCACCCAAACCUCAGACAACGACAGAAGCUAAAGCUUCAGUGAAGGAGAAGGGAUCAUGUCAGAUCAGCACCAUAGCAUAGCAGACUCAGUCUCAUUGUCCAGGAGGAUGUGGUUUUAGGGUUUUUGGAUUCUGUGUGUCGGAAUACACUAUUACAGUUUAUAUCCUUUCUGAUAAUACAGUAGCUGGUUAAAAAAACCACACAGAAAAAUGGCAUUUGCCUCACAGUUAUUAACUGUCAACUUGUCUAUAUCUUCAUGCAGUAACCUAAAUAUGAUACAAACAUUUCCAGAAUUUACAUUGUUACCCUAAUGAUAUUCUUUAUAUUGGUUAUAAGAGAGUGGUGUUUGGUAGGUUUUUGAAUAUUAGCUUUUGACAUUAGUUUGCUUCUUGAAAUUCAUUUUCACAAACCCUUUUAUUAGAAAGCUCCUUUUUAUAAACAGGCCCUAAAAUUGUGACUGUUAAAAAUAAUUAACCUUCAGUAAAAAUAGGCUAAAAGCCUAUUUUCAUUUGAUGCCAGUGUUUCUUCCAAAGAAUGCUGUGUUAAACAUACACCAGUUUCCUUUGAUAUCCCGGAGUUAGGAGUGAUCCUGUGUGGUAUUGCUUAUAGAACAACUCAGGUAAUUUCCAUUUAUGGUCUUAUAUUCUCUGUAUAGACUGCCUGGGUUUUACUUCCUAAUCAGCAAGGUGCUUCAUGGCCUUCUUGAGACAUCCUUCAUAGCUUUUCAGUGGGUCUUGUGCUGUGUCAGUAGUUUAGUUUGCAUCAGCCAAAUGUUGUGGAACCUUUUACGAGGAAAGAUUAUUUCUAAACCAGGCGUGAUCAUAGAUACCUGUAUCCCUGCAUCCCUGCUCAAGAAAUUACUGCAGGGGGAUUGGGAUUGUUGCAAGUGCAAGGCCAGCCUGGAAUGCAUAGUGAAACCCUUCAAACAGAAACACAGACACACACGCACGCACGCACGCACGCGCGCGGAGUGGGAGAGAUUGAGAUGAUUUCUUUUGGCAGAUCCACCUGUUUUGUUUUUCUGUCAGUAAUUAUAUAAUUUUAAAUGUCUUUUCCUUUUCUCCCCCCCUUUUUUUGUUGUUGUUUUUUAACCUAAAGAUACACGGUAAUACUGUUUGUUUUAAGGCUAGGUGUAUCUCUCUCCCUUGUAUUGAUAAUGAGGCUUAAAAGAAUAAUGAAUACUGAAUUUGAAUGGCUGCCUUUUCUAAGCAAUGUGAACUUGAUGAGAGCUUGUUGCAUGCCAUUAGGUGGCGCCAGAAACCACUGUUCACCUGUUUUGUUACAGAUGAACAUACUUGGUGUGGCAGGUUCUAGGAGGAAAAAAAAAUUGAGGAAAUUAAAAAAUAGACAUUCAUUGAGCCAGAAGAAAUGGAGGAAAUAUUUUUUACUUAUGUGUUUUACCUGGUUAAUGUUUAAAUUCUCAAGGAACUGAAAGAAACUUUCAUGAUGCCUUCAGAUGUAGGAGCCAGCAAUUUGGCAAUACCCACAGUUAUGAUAGACCAGGGAAACUGGUGUUGCUAUAAAAUGGACUCUAACUUAGCAGACAACCACGUGACAUUAUUGUGCGUUCUUAAUUAACCAAUCACGUGUGCUUUCCACUUCUAGUUGAUGAUCACUUUCCCAGUACAUACUUAGCUGUUCACCAGCUGUUACCCAGAAUUUUUUUCUUAGAGCCAUGUUUUUUCUUUCUUUUUUUUAAUGCUGGAUGAUGUUUCAUAAUUGUAGAAAAAUGUAAAUUACACUCAGGAUCACUAUUACUGCUGUUGCCACUGGUGAUUCUUACAAAAUACAUAAUCGAAGUUUUCCAACAAACUGUAUGAUAUUAAUAUGCAUUAGAUGAUAAGAACAAUGUUUCAUGAAUGAUUCUCUGAAGCUAUGCAUCUUAGACCUCUGGAGCUGUGAAUUAGCACUAUUUUCUAUAGUUAUUCUCGUUUUAUAAUUUCCAUAUUCAUUUCAAAUAUGCUUAUGUAUCUUUAGUGAUUUUUCUGAAUUGUAAGUUUCCUUUAGUUUAAAUACUGAAACAUAAAGAGUAAUAGCUAAGUACAGCUUAAAAAUCCAGUAUUGAUUGUAUUGAACAUCUUUAAAAGCAUGGUCAUCAAAAGCUAUUUUUGACGCAAAUUCCCUUUUAACAUUUAGAGCUGAUAAGGUUUAUAUCUCAUUUGUCCAUGUUGUUUUCAAAGGAAAAAGGCUUUAUGUAGGUGGGAAAGCAUUUGUAGGAAGCUAUAUUUGAACACAGAAAGAGGUGGGUUAUUCAGUUGAGAAUGGAAUGUUAUUUGAAUGUCUGAAUCUAAGUGUGAGUCAUACUUCGUGCCAUAGGUAGACUGAGUCUUUUCUGUAGGUCACCAUUACAUAGCAAUUUUGGUUCUGACUUUUAUAUUAAAUUAUUUGGGUGUAUACAGACCUAAAAUUUAAAAUCUGUACAUAUGUUAUUUUGAUGUAUUAAGAUUGAUAAUAUUGCUGGUUUAAAUUUUAUUUAUGCACAUAAAGGACAGAAAUGUCCGUGAAAGUAAUUGUUAAAUAAUGAUAUGUAACUUUUUAACUUUUUAAAUAAAUAACAAGAUUUUUAAUGUGGGUCUCCCUCAGGGUGUUUAAAGUUGUUUGUUUUCCUCCCUCAAAUAUAAAUAGUGGUAACUAAGUUUUCUAUCUUCUAGCACCAACUGCUGCUGUAAAGCAAUGCUGCAAAUAAUGCUUGAACGAGCGUGGCCAAGCCCACAGCAAAUUAGUACUUUUAUAAUAGUUUUAUAAUCCUGAAAUUCGAAAGCUUUCCAAAUUGCACUUGCAUUUAAGCAAGCCUGUUACAGUUUUUACUCUUAUUUAUUUUUGUUUCCCAUGUUGAUGAAAGUGCUGCACAGUUUCAAAGGCAUGGUAAAUAAAUUUUUUGUAGUCUAUUAAAAAACAGUGAUAGAUAAUAUCCAGUAGGAACAAGAACAAGAUUCAAGCUUUAGAAAACAUUCUAAUAUUUCAUGCAUGCAGUUUUGACAUAUCUAAGGAAAGGUUUUUGUAUAUUUAUGGUGGGAGGUUGUUGGGAACUUUUAACAAAAUAGGGUAUUAAUUUUUGUACAGUGUGGGCAUUUACAUAUUUUUGAUGUAUUAAAAUUUGGUAAAUAUGUGCACAUGAAAUUAAUAAAAGUUAACUUCCUGUUAUGAUUUGUGGAUUCCCUAAGACCUUGGAUUUUUUAAGUAACUUUAUACCAGAAAUGAUACUGCAUCUUUAUAUUUUUUAAAUUGUAUUGCUGCUCAAGAAUGGUACCCUGUUGUCAAAAGGCAUACAUUCAUAAUUGUACAUUCAGCAUUGUAAAUAACCUUAGGAAAUCUUUUUUGAUUAAAGCUAUUCAAAAUAAAAAAUGAAUGAAAUGA
Messenger RNA from Nannospalax galili (Upper Galilee mountains blind mole rat), 7519 nucleotides. It is a transcript of the gene Atp13a3, whose product is annotated as ATPase 13A3. Gene Ontology annotation, biological process: polyamine transmembrane transport; intracellular calcium ion homeostasis. Gene Ontology annotation, molecular function: ATP hydrolysis activity; ATPase-coupled monoatomic cation transmembrane transporter activity; ATP binding. Lineage: Eukaryota; Metazoa; Chordata; Mammalia; Rodentia; Spalacidae. The record is from RefSeq and is a predicted model, not a curated record. The transcript has 34 exons. Gene Ontology annotation, cellular component: late endosome membrane. Bases 482 to 4243 code for a protein of 1253 amino acids.